CCAAGCUUUCUUCGUCGUUGACUCCCCUCUCUACCUCCAAUAACCAGUGGUCGCACCUCCGUCUAGUAUCUCCGCAUAACCAUCUGCAACAAUUACCAGCUCAACCAGCGUCACAGGCAAUCAUCAUGAUGUCCCAAAAUACCUAUACGGAUAAGAGAAGACAAGCGGCGGCCCAAAGAUGGUCGAGAUGUCUUAUGGACAACUCUACCGAGAUAUCCCCAGACGGUAAAUUGAGGGAGGUCCUUAAAGACCUUGCCGAAGAGUACGACAAGCGAAUCCCUUCCCCCUGGGAUAACAAUAUCUACAGUAUGGCGUGGCGUGAUUACUUCGCCGCAGCUCUCAAAAGGGUUCUGAGGGAGUUACCUGACUACCAAGCUAUUUAUAGCAUCGAAGAGUUACGCAAAGCGAUUGCAAGACUUGAGGGGAUCAACCCGCCAGCCGAAGCCACCGCACCCCUCAACGCCAACGCUGCCGAUGCCAACACUCCGACAGCCAGCAAGCCUGUCGAUACCUGUACCACCGACACUACCUUCAAAGUCGAUACCCAAGGCGACUACAAAGCUCGCAUCGUUGAAGAUGGAACACUCGAGUUCCUGCUGAGCGGCCCGGCUACAGUCUUGGUC
This is a messenger RNA of Neurospora tetraspora, 623 nucleotides long. RefSeq lists its product as uncharacterized. The record is from RefSeq and is a predicted model, not a curated record. The annotation marks the transcript as partial. Lineage: Eukaryota; Fungi; Ascomycota; Sordariomycetes; Sordariales; Sordariaceae. The transcript has a single exon.